UUUCACUGAAACUGUCUUAGCGUUCUACAAUAACUGAACUGAGUAUCCGUUCACAAACUUCCAGUUAUUUAAUAAUUUCACUUAGUGUAUUUAUUUCAACUGAAUCUCAAAUUAAAUUUAAAUUUGAAAAUACACUAUAUUUAGACUCACUCACAGUUUCAGGUGUUCAGAAGUCGUAACUACCUUUUGAACCUUGCAGAUAAAAAUACAAGAAGCUGAGAUUCAGACGAGAGAUCACAGAACCCGGAAGAUCUCAAAGAUUCUUCAAGCGUUGGAAGUUUAAAGAGAGAGAAAGGGAGGAAAGAAGAAACUCUUCAAAGUCUGAUCCUGUCAAAACAGUGCUGGGCAGAGAGAGUUCCACAAGCAAGACUGAAAGUGGAAAAGAAAGUGAGCUCCCAGCUCCCAGCUCCCAGCUCCCAGCUCCCAGCUCCUCGAUGCCACACUUGGUCCGCUGGGUGUCUGCGUAACACCGACUUAGGUGAGAGCGUGACGGGCCGGAACGAGAUCCACCAAAGCCUAGCUCUGCCUCUCCAGAGAGGACUGCGUGAAGAACGCUAGAGAAAAUGGAGCUUCAAAUUUUGAGUUGUGAAGAAAGUUAAAGGAAAACAGAAAAACAAAAACACUCACUGUCAGGAUGGCCGAGCGGUCUAAGGCGCUGCGUUCAGGUCGCAGUCUCCCCUGGAGGCGUGGGUUCGAAUCCCACUUCUGACAACGAAGGGAAGCUUCGACGUCAAGAGACAGCUGCCCCCUCAGUCCGAGCCGAAGUCCCUAGGACUUCUCUCAAACUUGCAAGCUGAGGAGACUCACAUGUUGGCCUCAGUUCCUAGGCUGAACUCAGCAAAUCAGCCCAUGAAAACUUCUGCACUGAGACAAAGGAAAGGAUCCGUCAGAAAGCAACACCUAUUAUCUUGGGCUUGGCAGCAAGGAAGAAGACAAGUUGUGGAAAUAUUGCAAUCUGAAAAGCAGACGGAGAGGUGACAAAGAAGCUGAAGAUGGGCGGUGGAGAGAGGGAUAACAUUCCAGCCCCUCAAUCCAGAAAUGUUACUAAAAACCAACAACAGCUUAAUUCACAGAAAACCAAGGAUCAGAAUUCCCAGAUGAAGAUUGUUCAUGAGAAAAAAGAAAGAGGACACGCUUAUAACUCCUCAGUAGCUGCAAGGCAGGCCAUGCAGAAUGGGGGGAAGAACAAGAAUUUUCCAAACACUCCAAACUGGAACUCCAGUUUAUCAAGUCCCAGUUUGCUUUUUAAGUCUCAAGCUAAGCAGAACUAUGCUGGAGCCAAAUUUAGUGAGUUGCCAUCGCCAAGGGUUCUUCCCAAACCACCAAGCCGCUGGGUUUCUGUUUCCUUGAAUCCUUCAGGUAAGGAAAUAACGACAUUUCAACUUAAAACCUUACUUAAAGUGCAGGUAUAA
Molecule: messenger RNA, 1412 nt
Organism: Chinchilla lanigera (long-tailed chinchilla)
Lineage: Eukaryota; Metazoa; Chordata; Mammalia; Rodentia; Chinchillidae
Product: proline-rich nuclear receptor coactivator 2-like
Exons: 4
Coding region: 993-1412 (139 amino acids)
Biological process (GO): nuclear-transcribed mRNA catabolic process, nonsense-mediated decay
Cellular component (GO): nucleus; P-body
Source: RefSeq, a predicted model, not a curated record